UAAUUUGGAUAUCCACUUUUAUCCUAUUUUCCAUCGUGGUUUUGAGUGCUUAUGCUAAAAAGAAAAGAGGAUAAUUUUUAAUUAUAAAAUCACUUCUCCUGAAGAAUCAACUUUCAUAGGGAAUUAGAAUUAGGCAGAGUUCUACAAAGCUGGCCUUACGAAAGACGUUCAUGAAUUCCAUUGUAUUGGUAGCAUUGGAAAGCUCGACUCGUGUAUGGUUGCCGACCCAAAGCGCUGGGAAAAUCACAUGUCCUUUUUUGUUGAACUAGAUAUGGGUACCCCUGGCAUAUAUUUUUGACGAAAAGAAAUGGAGGAGGCAAGAAUAUGUCAUUCAAGAAGAAAAAAGAAAGAACAUGCUUCUUGCGUGGAGUGGGAUUUCCGAUGUUUCAUCAAGCGAAAGUGAAUAUGAUUAUCAUGAGGAAACCAACUUCGAGAGUUUUCGAAAAAGAUCGCUACGCCGGCUGAAGGAGUGAAGAUUCGGAGGACCCAGCGGGCACUCGUGCGACGGGCGGCCACUCUCCACGCCGGCUGCCGCGAGGAGCGAGGCCGAGGCACGGCGGCAGUGACGACUCCAUCAACCACGCGCGGUGACUGCAGCGCUCCAGCCAAGGCGUUUUACGGCGGCGACCGCUUCGAGUUCGGCCAGUUGUGGCCGUUCUACCUGAACGGCAGGUCACGGUCGCGUUCGGCGGCUCGACGGUGGGACGGCGACGGUGCGAGGUACAUCUUGUAGGAAUGAUACUGGAAUUUCUUCUCGUCUGAAUCAGAGAAUGGAUAAAUUGGGGAAUCUUCCUAUUAUUGAUUGGAUUGGGGGAGUUGGUAACAAGGUUUCACGUAUCCAGGAGCGUGGUUUUUCCCCAACUUAUAACAUGGAAAGGAGUAGCAUGCAUGGGUGCGGGACUGAGGUGAUUAACAAGCGAGCUCCACCCAAGCUUGCAAAGGAAUCCAUGGAGGAUUUUCUAGAUGCUAGUUUGGUCAGGGAGACGAUGAUGGAAGGGACAAAGGAGGAAGUCUGGGAGCGGGAAUCCAUGAGCGGGUUACCGACGAAAAAAGGCAUGUCAUCGGCCCAAGUGUUUGGGCACUCCUGGAGGCCCAUCAACCCCACGUGGUGCUGGGUUCCAAGAAGCGGAAUCCACACUAAGUCAUGCUACCCUGCUCGACCGGACGAAGUGCGUAGGCUUCGGCUCUCUGCCAAGUCCGUGUCUAGGGUUAGACAUCAAUCCUUGGAGGCUCGUUCCUAUGCCCAAGUAGUGAGGGAAGGCAGAAUGGCUUGGAGGAGGGAUCAUGGAGGGAGCAAUUGGAAACGGCGCCAAGAUGAAUGGAUGGAGGAAGAUGACCUUCUGGAAGGGGAUCCCUGCAGAGAACAAGAUCUGCGCGCUAAACUUCAGAGGGGAUCAGGAGAUUCUACUGACAGGAUCCCAGCAGAGCAGGUACGUGCCAUGCCAAACAUUAGACCUGCGGGUAACUUUGGGAAUUGGAAAAAGGGUCAAGGAGGCCGUGGUUUUGCUGCCAGGGGAGGCUUUGGAGGUCGACGGGGUUUGGGACGCUCUGAAUUUGAUGGUCAAGGAAGUAGACAGUUUGAGACAAAGGAAAAAUUCCGUGGUGCCCAAUUCUCUGGAGACAGUGGUUUGAUCACAGAAAACAGAUUGGGGACACACUUUGAAAAAGAUUUUCGUCUUCAGGAAGAUCAGGGCAAAGAAAUCAAAUGUUUUCGCUGUACUCAGUCUGGACACCACCAAUCUGAGUGUAGUAAUGAACCUCUUUGCUACAAAUGCAAGGGAUUUGGGCACAUGGCUGCAGAGUGCCACAUGCAGAGGAAACUGAGGUUGUUUGGAUUUGGUAUGCCAGAACAGGGUUUCUUUGGUAUUGAUAUUUCUGAAAACAAAGAGCAGAUGGCGGGUCUGGUGGCUUCUAUCCAUGUUUUGGAGGGGGAACCUAAUGAGGAAAAAUUAGAGGAGGAACUAAAAAAUUUAGUGCAAGAAAAUUGGGAAUUCAGGGUGAGAAGGGUGGAUAAGUUUGACUUCAUUGCCUCCUUCCCAGAUAAAGGAUCCCUUGAGACUUAUGCUAAGCUCAAUAGCCUGGAGAUGCCUAUCUAUAGGUUCAGAGUUAAAAUUGGAAAAACCAGUGUGGAUCCAAAAGCUUCAGCAGAAUUACAGAGUGUUUGGGUUAAGAUUUUCAACAUACCAGAGAAAGCACGUGAGAAAAUUAUUGUGAAGGAAGUGGCUAGCUUAGUUGGUAAACCUGUGACAGUAGAUGAGCUGAGUCUGAUCAAAGAUGGCCCGGUGAGAGUUCAGGUGCUGUGUCGUGAUCCUUCUCGCAUCAGGGGGUUGGUGGAAGUAUUUUUUAACAAAACAGGUUAUGAACUGAAGUUUUUAGUUGAAGGAAAGCACCGUAAAGCUACAGCUGCUGGGGGUUAUAUAACCAAAGGGGAUUCGGAUGAGGAGGAUCAUAAUAGGGAUAGAGAUAAAGCUGGCAGAAAAGAUGGAAAGAGGGGAGGAGGAAAAUUCGAUAGGAAAGGGAAAGAAAUAGAAAGAAACCAGGAAUCUAGCCAUGGGGAUUCUCAUGAGGAAGAAAACACUGAAUGCAUGGAAGUUGAUACCCAUGAUUGUCUGCUUGCUGGUGUCCACCCAAUGGAAGGAUUUUCCAACACCAUUAAUGAAGGGCUAGGAGAACAGACAGAUGGUGCAGACAUUUCUUUUGAUCACGCUGAUCAGUUGGUUCUGAAACAGAAAAUGAAGGAACAUGUCUUGGAGGUUAAUCCCAUGGUCCUCCUGGACAGUCAACAGUCUGAAAUAGUCGAUCAGGAGGAGGAAAAUGGAAAAACAGCCAAGGAGCUCGCACAUUUUGGAGGAGUGAUUGGAGGUUCAGAUGGCGACAUUCUUGACUUUCCUGGAGGUGAGGAUAUGGAGGCUGCUCUUGAGGUUGACAAGCAAAACAACGCAGAGGGCAAUGCUAACAGGUUCAAGCUGGUAAACCAUACAAGUAGAGAGGGGAAUGAAAAACAACAAAUCUGUAUGGCAGAUUGUGGCGAUGAAACACUUGCUUUUGAGGAGGAAGGUAGUAAAUGGGAUGUGGUAGUCAACAAAAGAGGUAGGAAGAAAACGACAACGAAAGGCCCAGUGAGAGCUACCAGAGCCAGCUCGAGGAUUCCUAGGGAUGGAAUUCCAAUCUUGGAGAAAGCCACGAGGAGAGCUCUAGAGAAAGACAUCACUCAAGAGCUGGAGCGUGCUACUCAAGACAAAGGAUCAAGCGAUGUUGGAAGAUAUUCUGGACUCAAUGAAGAAUUGGUUACGGGAACAGCACUCGGUUGAGGAAAAUUGCAGCGACAUUGGAGUGAUUUGAAGUGGAAAAUACCCUUUCUUUUCUGUUUGGUCUGAAUACUGUUAAAUUACAUCGAAAAAACUGCUUUGAUCCUGGAAGCCGUGGAUGCAAAAUUUUGUCCCAGUCGUGGAAGCUGUCGCUGUAAUGGAUGCCGUAUGAGGUUUUUUCUUUUAGUGAUUGGCCUGUUUUUAGAUCUGUUAGGUUAGUUUUAUCAGUGAUGCUUUACGUGAAGCUUUAUGGUGUGUACUAGCUGCGAUCUGGCGGCUGAUUUCAGAACUUUGUUAGUUGAACUUUGUCAGGUCAUAGAUAUUAAGCUGGUGAUUUGAAGUCUCAGUUCUUAGUGGAGGGUCUGUUUUUUU
Zea mays is the source of this 3680-nucleotide messenger RNA. RefSeq lists its product as uncharacterized. Gene Ontology annotation, molecular function: nucleic acid binding; zinc ion binding. The record is from RefSeq and is a predicted model, not a curated record. NCBI's taxonomy places the organism in Eukaryota, Viridiplantae, Streptophyta, Magnoliopsida, Poales, Poaceae. Bases 771 to 3311 code for a protein of 846 amino acids. The transcript has 2 exons.